AUGGCAUGUCCUGGUAAUCUGUUGGAUAUAAUGGACGUCAAUAUAAGAUGCAAUCAAGAGCCUCAAGUGACUUUAGAAUUGUUCGCUGCUCCAGUUUCAAGACUUGGUCUAGCUUGCUGCAGGGGCUCUGCAAGACAGCGCAUAAAGAUGGGCGCUGUGGUGAAAGAAUUGGGUGCCAUAAAACGGAUAAUCAUGGCCAACCAGAAUUAUGUGUCUUGGUCCACAGUGCAGUAA
Messenger RNA from Triticum turgidum subsp. durum (durum wheat), 234 nucleotides. The record is from the annotation of a GenBank genome assembly. Lineage: Eukaryota; Viridiplantae; Streptophyta; Magnoliopsida; Poales; Poaceae.